AUGUCAGCAAAGUUGGAACUUUAUGGUUGUGGUAGUCCAAAUGUCGUCAAAGUACAAUUGUUACUCAAGGAAUUGAAGAUUCCUUUCACCUAUCAUGAAGUAGACUGGAGAAAUGGUCAACAAUACAAAGCAGAGUUUGUAAAGAUCAAUCCAAACUCCAAGUUGCCAGUCAUUGUCGACCAUGAUGUCGAAGGUGAACCAAUCAACGUAUUCGAAUCUGGUAACAUCCUUUUGUACUUGGCCAACAAGUAUGCCAAAGGUAGAUUGGUACCAGAUGCAGACAAAGAUAUCAGAGCCUACACUGAAGUAAUGAAUUGGUUAUUCUGGCAAAUGGCAAACAUUGGACCAAUCUUUGGAAAUUGGUAUCAUUUCACAAAUUAUGCUACUGAUAAGUACCCAUAUUCAAUUCAACGUUUUGGUAACGAGUUGAGAAGAUUGUUCCAUGUCUUGGACAAUACACUUAAAACCAGAAAGUUUGUUGCAGGUGAUACCUACUCUAUCAGUGAUAUCGCUAUCUACCCAUGGGCUCGUAUUAUUGGAUUCGUACCAGACUUGACUGCUCAAGAGUUCCCAAAUGUCUAUCAAUACAUUGCACGUAUCAAGGCUAUCCCAUCUGUUGUCGAGUGGGAGACCUUUGAGGAGGAAGAAAGAAAGAAGAAACCAAUGGCUCCACCAACUGAAGAACAAAGAAAGUUCAUGUUUGGUGUCGAUGGUAGAGCUCAAAAUUAA
This is a messenger RNA of Heterostelium album PN500, 729 nucleotides long. RefSeq names its product putative glutathione transferase. Bases 1 to 729 code for a protein of 242 amino acids. The transcript is spliced from 2 exons. The record is from RefSeq and is a predicted model, not a curated record. NCBI's taxonomy places the organism in Eukaryota, Evosea, Eumycetozoa, Acytosteliales, Acytosteliaceae.